This is a messenger RNA of Entamoeba invadens IP1, 1551 nucleotides long. RefSeq lists its product as hypothetical. NCBI's taxonomy places the organism in Eukaryota, Evosea, Mastigamoebida, Endamoebidae. Bases 1 to 1551 code for a protein of 516 amino acids. The transcript has 2 exons. The record is from RefSeq and is a predicted model, not a curated record.
AUGGAGGCAUCUGAGAAGGAUAAAAUGAAUUUGGACACAUUGAAGCGUAAAUGUGAGAACGUUAGAUUACAAAGCAUUCUCGCUUUCGAGUUUCCACGAGCCUCAACACGACUGGAAGACCUUUUGAAUUUGGCAGACAAACAGACGACUGUUUCAAUAUCGUCGUAUAUCGAUGGAGUCAUCUCUUACUUCAUCUCUUCCCUCUCUAAAAAGUCUCAAGUCGACACGGCAAAGGACAAACACGCUCGUAUUAUUUGGUUGCGUAACUUUUUCAUUGGAACUCUGAUCAACUCGAUAAUCAACUAUAGUGCUUCGAUUACUAAAAAGUUGACGAUAUGCUUCAAAGAGCUUUUAUUGAUAUUACGGUACACCCCACGAGUUGAAGGGGAUACCGGAAUUUUGAUGUUAUGGAGGAAGAUUAUCAUAUUAUUUGAGAACACACCAGAGAAGGGUGAGACCCUUCUCCAGAUCAUUUCUGGCUUUUUAAAAACGUUUUAUCGUCUGACGUGUAGUAUAGAGGGGAUGAACAAAUUGAUGUCGAGUGUCAAAUUUAGUGGACUUUGCUUUUGCAGAAGCUCCAUAGAAAGAGCGUCUAAAGUGCAGUAUUUCAUGGUUGUCUCUCGAUAUGGCAAUUUAAGAUACACCAACACGUUGUCCAUCAUACUUCCUAUAAUCGAGCCACUUGGGUUGGCCAAUGACGAGUUAGCAUUUAUUAUGUCGAAAGAGUAUUGUAAAGGGAUAUGUUACAUAAUAGAGAACUCCGACGUGUUUUCUCAUUUAAUCAAGAAGAUGGGGAUUUACUCCAAACUUGAUGUUGAUGGAGUUAUUCAGUUUAUGAAAGAAAUGGCGAUAGAAGACACCGAUAAGUUCUCAUUGUGUAGUCCCGAGUUUUAUAUCUUGUUUCAUAUUUCUGCGUGGAUUGGGAUGUGUUGUGAUAACAUUAAUGUGGUUGCGAGUGCGACGGACUUUCUUUCUGAAUAUCUUCCUUAUGUCUUUUCGAUCAAUAGAAGACUGUAUGAUACAUAUUUAGUCAUUUUACUUGCACAAAUCUUACAAGUCUUUUUAUCGACCAAAUUUAUUCCAACGAAAAAUAGUUGUAUUAAACUUGCUGUACUUUAUUUAGAACAUCGAGUUGACCUCUUCAUGAAUUUCGAUAAAGACCUCUUCGCACAGUUUUUGAUUCAAAUUCAGAGUGAUGUGCAGACAGUAAAGGAUAAGAAGGAAUAUAUCAUAUUCUUAUCGACUAUGCUAUCGUCUGGAAAGACUUCGAAAGAAGUGAUGUACUUAACAGGGAUACGUAAGUACAUUGGAGUCAACUACACAACAAUUCAACCAUUCUUCGACUCAGCAGAAGGCUCAAGACAAAUCCAAGGAGUAUAUAUUGCUCUCACUAAAAUUAUAACAUUUUUGGCAACACAAGGAGUCACUGAUAAUCCUUUUAUUGUGCCGUACUUAGAAAAGUUCCUGUCUUUUGAACCUACACAUCCACCUCUUGUCAAAACAAACGUAUAUCACUUGUCUGGCACAAUUGCCAUUAUCGGAGUUGUUUGA